This is a messenger RNA of Pipistrellus nathusii (Nathusius's pipistrelle), 489 nucleotides long. Lineage: Eukaryota; Metazoa; Chordata; Mammalia; Chiroptera; Vespertilionidae. The record is from the annotation of a GenBank genome assembly.
AUGCAGGAGGGAUUGUCACCCAAUCACUUGAAAAAAGCAAAGCUCAUGUUCUUUUAUACCCGUUAUCCCAGCUCCAACAUGCUGAAGACCUACUUCUCCGAUGUAAAGUUCAACAGAUGCAUCACCUCUCAGCUCAUCAAGUGGUUUAGCAAUUUCCGUGAGUUUUACUACAUUCAGAUGGAGAAGUACGCGCGUCAGGCCAUCAACGAUGGAGUCACCAGCACUGAAGAGCUGUCUAUAACCAGAGACUGUGAGCUAUACAGGGCUCUGAACAUGCACUACAAUAAAGCAAAUGACUUUGAGGUUCCGGAGAGAUUCCUGGAAGUUGCGCAGAUCACAUUACGGGAGUUUUUCAAUGCCAUUAUUGCAGGCAAAGAUGUUGAUCCUUCCUGGAAGAAGGCCAUAUACAAGGUCAUCUGCAAGCUGGACAGUGAAGUCCCUGAGAUUUUCAAAUCCCCGAACUGCCUACAAGAGCUGCUUCAUGAGUAG